Molecule: messenger RNA, 1606 nt
Organism: Contarinia nasturtii (swede midge)
Lineage: Eukaryota; Metazoa; Arthropoda; Insecta; Diptera; Cecidomyiidae
Gene: Ets21C
Product: DNA-binding protein D-ETS-6
Exons: 4
Coding region: 121-1212 (363 amino acids)
Biological process (GO): cell differentiation; regulation of transcription by RNA polymerase II
Cellular component (GO): nucleus
Molecular function (GO): DNA-binding transcription factor activity, RNA polymerase II-specific; sequence-specific DNA binding
Source: RefSeq, a predicted model, not a curated record
UCGACAAAAAAGAAUUUCCGAAUUUUUAAGUUACUCAUAAAUUGAUGAAUUGAAUGAAAAGUGAAUUGAUCGUGAUUCACUUUUUGAAUCGUUAUAAUAAAAGACAAGUAACAAUGCAAAAUGCACUUUGGUGAUAAACCGACUGAUGUGCAGAGUAAAGAAAUACGUGAGAAGACUGAGAAUUCGAACACAAAUGAAAAUACAAGUAAAAAUGAAAAUGCAUCAGAAAUGGACUGCAAUCAAUCACCACGCUCUUCGACAUCUAUGGAAUUCGCCGGGUUUUCAGUUCCAUCGCAAUCGAACGAAGACAGUGACGAUUCGGCGGACGAACAAGAGGUGAAUCUACCAGCAGAUCCAACCCAUUGGGACGCUGGAAAUAUAAAAGUAUGGUUGAAAUGGAUGACCAAAAAAUUUAAAAUCGAACCACCCCCGGUUCGGUCGCGUUUUCCAAAAACUGGCAAAGAAUUAUUGGAGCUAAGUAAGGCUGAUUUCUGGGUUUGUGCUGGAUCAGAGUAUGGUGGUAAAAAACUGGCGAAAUUCAUUGCUUGGAAACUAACCGAUGCUACUGGUCGAUCGAUACCAUCUCUACAAAACGACACCGAACCCCAUCCUUAUCAAUUGUUGAACGCAGCAUCGCACAGAUUGGUGUCGCAAGGGUCGGGUCAAAUUCAGCUAUGGCAAUUUUUGCUCGAGCUGCUAGCUGAUUCGUCGAAUGCCGAAUUUAUCGUGUGGGAGGGUACAAAUGGUGAAUUCAAGCUCAUCGAUCCAGAUGAAGUGGCGCGCCGUUGGGGCGAACGAAAAGCUAAACCGAACAUGAACUACGACAAGCUCAGUCGAGCGCUCAGGUACUAUUACGAUAAGAAUAUUAUGACCAAAGUGCAUGGCAAACGGUAUGCGUACAAAUUUGAUUUUCAUGGACUGAUGGCAGCAUGCCAGCAACAGGCUCAAGGUGGUGAUCCAACUGCAAGUAUGUUGCAAGCAGCAAAUUAUGGUCGUAGCCUUUCGGCCGAUUCCAUUCAAAGUCCAACGACAAUAUAUCCAACAACCAUACAAAUUCCAUUGAUACCGCCAAUGACAACAGCUAUAUCGACGCCAAGCAUUUUAACGACACAAACAACAUCGGUCACACCAUCAAUAAUCCGACCAUCGGCAUCAAAUGCUUCAACAUCGACCAUUUUUUCGCCACCCUAUUAUUGUCCACCGUACAAUUAAUUGCGGUCAUUUAAACACCGUCGUUAUAUUUCCUUAAAGGGAUUCUCACUCGUAGGUGGCCACUGCCACAUUUGGAGAGUUUUACUCUGGACCCUUUUCACAUACACUCACCCACACUCACAUAAAACAUAAGUAUUCACUUUAUUAAUAAUAGGUCAUUUGUGAUGUAAUUUUAUUACGUAAUUCAACAGAAAAGGAUUUACAAAACAAAACAGUACUUUGACCGGAACACCACUGAUUAUGUUGUGAAUGUGUAUUAUAACAUUCGUUAAUAAAAUGGUAUUAUUACAAGUAAUUUUAGGCUUGAUUCAGCAAAACAAAUGAAAACACCAAAUAAAAAGUUUUAUAAUUCAUUUCACAAAAUUCUUUUGUUUUGCCGACGGCACACAACAAA